AUGGGCAAAGGUACCGAUAAACUCUACAUCACUCACUCCGAAUGGGCCUCGUCCGACGCAUACUCGGCCUCAGCGGGCGCAGGCGUACGCGCUGAUACCAGCGGGCAUGCGUCUUUCAAGAGAUUACCUUUCAACUACUGCGCCUUGAGUUUACAACCGUUCAACACGCCAGUGUGCACGUCCCAGGGCACUAUUUUCGACCACGAGAACAUCAUCCGAUGGCUCCUGAAACAUGACACAAAUCCUACCAACGGACAACCGUUGAAACAGCAGGAUCUGAUCAAGUUGAAUUUCGCGAAGAACGACAGCGGGGAAUAUGUCGACCCGGUCACGUUCAAAGUAUUUACGGACAACACGCAUAUUGUUGCGAUAAGACAUGGCGACUCGGCGAACGUAUUUGCCUAUGACACGGUGGAGCGGUUGAACAUCAAGCCCAGGAUGUGGCGCGAUUUAGUUUCGGACGAGGAAUUCUCCCGGAAAGACUUGAUCGUUCUUCAAGAUCCCCAGAAUGUCGAAUCACGUAAUCUCAGCACGUUCAAGUACUUGAGGGAAGGGGAAGACUCAGGCAUUCCCAAGGAAGAAGCAUCGAUCAACACGGCCUCGUUGGGGAGCGCUGCCGACCUCAAGAUCAUCAAAGCGAAAGAAGCGGUGGCCAAGGCGAGAGCAGAGCGGGCGAACGCUCAAUUGGCCCAAGCCAAGGAGAAAUCGCAGUCAGGGAAUAAUCAGGUCAAGAAGUCGUCGACAUCCAUCAGUACCACCAAACCUGCUGCUCCGUACAAUGCGACGCGCCACACGACGGGCCUUGCAGCGGCAUCUUUUACUUCGACCGGUGUGACGCCACAUACUUCGGCCGCGCUGGCGCUGAUGUCGGAUGAAGAAUACCUGCUCAAGCGCGGCCGUGUCAAGGAAAAGGGCUAUGUUCGCCUCUCCACCUCAGUGGGUGACCUGACUCUUGAACUGUACCCGGAAUAUGCGCCAAAGGCGGUCUGGAAUUUCAUUCGGCUGGCACAGAAGGGGCAUUACAACGGGAUAAUCUUCCACCGCAACAUCCGCAACUUUAUGAUUCAGACUGGUGAUCCUACAGGCACAGGACGCGGCGGGACCAGUAUCUGGGGCAAGAACUUUGAGGACGAGAUUGAAGGGCCGUUGAAACACGAUGCUCGCGGGGUCGUGUCCAUGGCGAACAAAGGCAAGAAUACCAACAGCAGUCAGUUCUUCAUCACGUACCGACCUGCCACACAUCUGAAUCUCAAACACACCAUCUUCGGCCGCGUGGUUGACGAGGGCGGCUCAUUCGAUGUCUUGAAGAAGCUGGAAGACACGCCCGUGGACUCGAAUGAUCGACCGACGACCGAGAUCAAGAUUGUCGAGGCUGUGGUUCUUAUUGAUCCCUUUGAGGAGUUUUGGAAGAAGAAGAAUGAAGCCGAGCAGACGGAAAAGAAAAAGGAGCAGAGACAGGAUGAAGACCGCACCACAUGGACAGGCAAGAGGAUUCGUGCUGAUGGAACUGUCGAGAGCGGCACCUCUGGUGAUGGAGUCGGCAAGUAUUUGAAAGCCGCGCUCGCCAAUACCAGUCAGAAACCAGAACAGGCUGAAGAUGAAAUCGUCGAGUUCAUCGACGAGCCUGAAGAGCCAGUACGGAAGAAAGCAAAGAGUGGCGGUGGAGGGUUUGGCAAUUUCGACAAUUGGUAG
Exophiala dermatitidis NIH/UT8656 is the source of this 1692-nucleotide messenger RNA. Its product is annotated as peptidyl-prolyl cis-trans isomerase-like 2. Lineage: Eukaryota; Fungi; Ascomycota; Eurotiomycetes; Chaetothyriales; Herpotrichiellaceae. Gene Ontology annotation, biological process: protein polyubiquitination; protein peptidyl-prolyl isomerization. Gene Ontology annotation, cellular component: catalytic step 2 spliceosome. The transcript is spliced from 3 exons. Gene Ontology annotation, molecular function: ubiquitin-ubiquitin ligase activity; peptidyl-prolyl cis-trans isomerase activity. The coding region runs from base 1 to 1692 and encodes 563 amino acids. The record is from RefSeq and is a predicted model, not a curated record.